Molecule: messenger RNA, 2121 nt
Organism: Eremothecium cymbalariae DBVPG#7215
Lineage: Eukaryota; Fungi; Ascomycota; Saccharomycetes; Saccharomycetales; Saccharomycetaceae
Gene: HDA1
Product: histone deacetylase HDA1
Exons: 1
Coding region: 1-2121 (706 amino acids)
Biological process (GO): chromatin organization
Cellular component (GO): histone deacetylase complex
Molecular function (GO): histone deacetylase activity
Source: RefSeq, a predicted model, not a curated record
AUGAAUCAAGAAUCCAAACAGAAGAGAAAAUUGGAGAUAGAUGGCAAUGACACAAUUGGUGUAGAAAACAUGAAAACGGCAGUUUCCAAACUUACGGUGGCACAACAGAAACGUCCUAUUAUUGUACCCGUUGUGAAACCGAAAAUUCAUUACGUCCCUUUGAAAACUGGAUUGUGUUACGAUGUCAGAAUGCGAUACCAUGCCAAAAUAUUCACAUCAUAUUUUGAAUAUAUUGAUCCACAUCCUGAAGAUCCGAGGAGAAUUUAUCGUAUUUACAAAAUAUUAGCUGAGAAUGGAUUAAUUGAAGAUCCGACUUUAAGUGGUGUAGAUGAUAUAGGGAAUCUGAUGUUGAAGAUCCCGAUAAGAGAGGCUACUGAGGAUGAAAUCUUACUUGUUCACUCAAAGGAACAUGUGGAGUUUCUUAAAACAACAAAUACCAUGAGUCGCGAGCAAUUGCUCAAGGAGACUGAGGCUGGUGAUAGUGUUUAUUAUAACAAUGAUUCUUUAGUAAGCGCUAAACUUUCAUGUGGUGGUGCCAUCGAAGCGUGUAAGGCGGUGGUAGAAGGCCGCGUGAAGAAUGCAUUGGCUGUUGUCCGCCCUCCUGGCCAUCAUGCAGAGCCGGAGGUCGCCGGUGGCUUCUGUCUAUUUAGUAACGUUGCUGUGGCUGCACGAAAUAUUUUGAAAAACUAUCCAGAAAGUGUACGGAAAGUUAUGAUUUUAGACUGGGACAUCCAUCAUGGCAAUGGUACCCAACGGGCUUUUUAUAACGAUAACCGCGUGUUAUAUGUCUCUUUGCAUAGAUACGAGUUGGGUAGAUAUUAUCCUGGUACCGAGUAUGGUAAUUAUAAUCAAUCUGGGGAAGGGAAAGGGGAAGGGUUUAACUGUAAUAUCCCAUGGUCCUGUGGAGGCGUAGGUGAUGCUGAAUAUAUGUGGGCUUUUGAACAAAUAGUUAUUCCAAUGGGUCGUGAAUUUCAACCAGAUCUGGUGAUAAUAUCAUCUGGAUUUGACGCUGCGGAUGGGGAUACAAUAGGUCAGUGUCAUGUAUCGCCAGCUUGUUAUGGCCACAUGACACAUAUGCUAAAGUCCUUGGCUAAGGGAAACAUGUGUGUCGUUUUAGAAGGGGGCUACAAUCUAGAUUCAAUAGCUAAAAGUGCUCUUGGAGUUGUAAAGGUAUUGAUAGGCGAGCCUCCUGAUGAAUUGCCAGAUCCUUUUAAGCAGCCAAAACCGGAAGCUAUCGCUACUAUAGAGACUGUAAUAAGAGAGCAAGCGAAAUAUUGGGAUUGUUUUAAGAGUAAACACGGUAAUUGUGGCGUUAACUGGAAGGAACCGGUUGAUGAGUCGUUAACCUUCAAGAACUUCCCAUUACAGAGCGCAGUUCGCCAAGAACAGUUUAGAAGGCUUUCAAAAGAAUACAAGUUUGUCACACUCCCAUUAUUGGAUAUGGAACUAUCAGGAGAUACCAUUAUAUGUUCACCAAAUAUUCAUGAAACGGAUACUUUAAUAAUAUGUGUACACGAUACUCCUGAGGUAUGGGCAAAGCGUAAUCCUCUAACAGGAUAUAUUGAUCCAUCUACUUCCAUUAUAGUAGAUACGACGUUGUCAAUAACCAACUGGGCUUUAGGUAGAAGUUAUGGCAUUAUUGAUAUUAAUAUCCCACAAUCUUUAUUUGAGUUGGACAAUUAUUCUGCUGUUCUUACGUCUCAAGAAGUUUUGUCGUAUCUAUGGGAUCACUACUUAAAAUUUUUUGCACAAUUAACGAGAGUUGCAUUUGUUGGGAUUGGCGAUGCUUACAGUGGCUUUGUUCAUUUAUUAGGCCACAGGGACACCAGAAGUAUUGUAAAAUGUGCUAUAUCUUUUACUGAUAAGAAGCAGCUAAGGCCUUUAGUUCCAUUAGUAGAUGAAUCUAUAAGUGAUUGGUACUUCAAAAACUCAUUAAUAUUCACUAGCAAAUAUCAUUCCUGUUGGGGUACUGAAGGUAAUGACUCUAAAAAACCAAGAAAGAAAUUUGGUAGAGUUUUAAAGUGUAACAGUGAUGGUAUGAACAAUAUCUUGGAGGAGAGGUUUGAAGAAGCAACUGAUUUCAUUUUGGAUUCCUUUGAAGAGUGGAGCGAUUCUGAAUAA